Manduca sexta (tobacco hornworm) is the source of this 1920-nucleotide messenger RNA. Its product is annotated as serine/arginine repetitive matrix protein 1-like. Bases 1 to 1920 code for a protein of 639 amino acids. The record is from RefSeq and is a predicted model, not a curated record. The transcript has 5 exons. Lineage: Eukaryota; Metazoa; Arthropoda; Insecta; Lepidoptera; Sphingidae.
AUGAAGCUGAUUCAAGAGGAGAAUGCAGCCCUCCGCCGCCGGCUCGAGGAACUCGAAGCGUCCGCGAGCAAAACUUCCGCGGAAGACAUGUGGGCUAUGGUUGAGGCAAGGGUCCAGGCCAGACUAGAGUCGGCUCUGAUGGGACCAGCCCAGAGGCCCGCCCUGGCCCACGAAACAAGGGCGAGGCCCUCCCCAGCCCAAGACCAAGAGGGAGAAAGGAAAAGGGAAGGGGAAGAAAACAGUCCCCGCUUCCCAAUCCCCACCCCAGUAGCAGGACCCUCCAGCGCCCCGCCACAAGCAGUCGCAGGUCCUUCUGCGGCCAAGGCGACUGAAGCGGAGUCAAGGACAAAGAAGAGCCGGGAUAAUGGCAAGAAGGAGGCGACAGCGCCAGGGAAGAAGACAGCGCCCAACCACAAACCCCCUCCAAAGGUCAAGGGGAAAAAGCCGCCCCCACAAGCGCAACCUGCACCGGAGCCCCGCCCUCUACCGCCGGCCCCCGCAUCGAUGGAGACGCCGUGGGUAGAAGUGGUCAGCCGAAAUAGGAAGAAGAGGAAGCCUGCUGUAGCGGUGAACACUCAGCCACGACAGCCGGCGCGCCGGGCUGAGCCCAAACUACGACCGCCACGCUCCGCAGCGGUUGUUAUAUCGCUGACCCCUGCGGCGGUAGCAAAGGGCUUGUCUUACAAGCAGGUCCUUACGGACGCCCAGUCGAAGCUGGACCUCACCGGCCUAGAUAUCACCAGGCUGAGGCCGAAGUUCGCGGCCACGGGCGCCCCCAUGCGGAGGUCGGCGGGUGCAAACCUGAACGACGGAGACGUUGUGCAGGAGAUUUCGGGCGAGAAGCCCAUGGAGGGAGUGGCCCGAUCAUCUGUGGCCACAGAAGUCGAUAGCGACUCGAGUGGGAGUGUCUCUUCCGUCAGGAGUAGGAGGCUAUGGAGAAGGCAUUCCCGCUCGAUCGACAGCUGGUCGCUCAACCUAACCAGCGACACCGACGAGCCGGUGCCCAAGGCGCAGACCACCGACGGCCGAGGGAGAGGACGUCCUCCCACGACGAAACCGCCCCGUCACGAAAGAGGAUUUGAAGAAGUGCGGGCAUGUGGUGCGGGCCAUUGUCCGCAAAUCGGGCAAUCUGAAGGGAACGUCCAGAAGGCUCUGAACUGGGUGACAAACACAAUCACCCAGUACAUCGAACAGCCGCAGUCCGCCCUCAUCGCUCGCCUCGAGAGCGAAUCAAAGAAGUGGCAGGAGCUCAGUGCCCGCCUCGAGGCCAAUCUGAAAACGGUACAGGAAGAGAACGCAGCUCUCAAACAACGCCUCGAAGGGUUGGAAGCGGCCACCAAAGGGCCGCCUAUAGAAGAGAUGCUGGCUAUGGUCGAAGCCAGGGUCGAGGCCAGGCUGGAGUCGGCCCGGAUGGGGCCAGCCCAAAGGCCCGCUCUGGCCCAUGAAAAGAGAAUGGCAACAGGGGACACACAACUCCCUGUGUCGGGGGGAAUAGUAGGAGGUCCCGCCCCGCCUAAAACCAAGAGGGAGAAAGGGAAAGGGGAAGACAGUCUCCGCUCCCCCUCCCCGCCCCAGUACCGGACCUCCAGCGCGGCGCCGCAGUACUGUCCACCAACCGAGAAAGAGGAAAGCCGAGAGGAAGAAGGUGACAACGACGACGUCCAAGCCGAAGGCCCAAAAGGGAACGAAGAACGGCCCUCCGGCACAAUUCCGCUGGAGCCCCGCCCUACCGCCGGCCCCGCAUCGAUGGAGACGCCGUGGGUAGAAGUGGUCAGCCGGAAGAAAAAGAAGCCCGCUGCAGCGGCGAACACCCAGCCGCAACAGCCGGCGCGCCGGGCUGAGCCAAAAUUACGACCGCCACGCUCCGCAGCGGUCGUUAUAACAUUGACUCCUGCGGCGGUGGCCAAGGGCCUGUCCUAG